AUUAGAAAAUCAUUUAGGAAAGUUACAUGGCCGAAUGUCUUUAGCCUUAUGUGCCAGCCGAUCUUGUUGGAAUAUCUUGCUUUCGGAUUGUUUUUUUUAAUCUUUGUAAUGUUUUUUUUUAAAUACUAAUAAAAUUUCUUUGCGGUUAAAAAAAAAGUCAACAAACUCCCAAUAUUUAUAAAGCAACCACCGAAUUGAAGAACUAAAGCUAGAAAAAAGAUCAGGAAUAUGGGCGAAAGACACAUACCCAGAAAAUGGAGGCUUCUCAGCGGAGAAGACAACUGGAAGGGAUUAUUAGAUCCUCUAGACAUCGAUCUCCGUCGAUACUUAAUUCACUACGGAGAAAUGGCUCAAGCAACCGUCGACACCUUCAACACCGACAAAGUAUCGAAAUACGCGGGAAGUAGCCGGUACGCGAAGAAGGAUCUCUUCGCUAAGGUGUUUCUAGAGCAAGACAAUCCGUUCAAGUACCACGUGACCAAGUAUUUCUAUGCGACAUCCUCGGUCCCUCAGCCCGAUGCAUUUAUCUUCAAGUCCCUGUCGAGGGAGGCGUGGAGCAAGGAGUCCAACUGGAUGGGGUACGUAGCGGUGGCCACGGAGGAGGGGAAGGCGGCUCUGGGGAGGAGAGAUAUCGUGGUUGCUUGGAGAGGGACGAAAGAGGCCUUGGAAUGGGUAGAUGACUUCGAAUUUGUUUCGGUUCCGGCUUCGAAAAUACUUGGAGAGGAACAUGAUCCGAAGGUACAUCAGGGGUGGUACUCUAUCUACACUUCCAAUGAUCCAAGAUCACCAUUCAAUAGGUCUAGUGCCAGAGACCAGGUUAACGCUGAGAUCAAGAGGCUUGUGGAAGAAUACAAGGACGAAGACAUCAGCAUAACUGUUGUUGGGCACAGCUUGGGAGCAGCACUUGCAACCCUAAACGCAGUUGACAUAGUUGCCAAUGGACUGAACAUAUAUCAAGGUCAACCAAACAAGGCCUUUCCAGUAACAGCCUUUGUUUUUGCAAGCCCUAAAGUUGGAGAUUCUGGCUUCAAAAAGGUGUUCGACGGACUAAAUAAGCUUCCAAUCCUGCGCAUUCGUAAUGCCUUAGAUGUCGUCCCAGACUAUCCUUUUGUAGGUUACACAGAAGUAGGCGAAGAAUUGAAGAUUGACACGACGAAAUCCAAGUACUUGAAAAGUCCCGGGAACAUUCCGAGUUGGCAUAAUUUGGAGGCGUAUUUGCAUGGAGUCGCUGGAACACAAGGUUCGAAAGGAGGGUUUAAGUUGGAAGUUGAUCGCGAUGUUGCGCUUGUUAACAAGUCGCUGGAUGGUUUGAAAGAUGAGUACGGUGUACCCGAAUCGUGGUGGUGCGUGCAGAACAAGGGGAUGGUUCAAGAAGCGAAUGGGUUUUGGAAGUUGAUGGACCAUCAGAUAGAUCGUGAUUUCUGAAUAUUAGUAGACCAUGCAUCAUGUCUUGGAAGCAAACGAAGAAGACCCAUGAAAACAGGCUCAUUUGCAAUCGGUAGAAGAUUUUUGACAAAGAUUUGGCUGAUUCUUGAGCACUAGCUAUUUCUGUUGUGUUUUUUUGGGUUAUUUUCUUGUAUAUCUAGUACAGAGACUUGCUGGUUAUUGAUAGGUGUUCAUGAUUCUUUUCUGAGGUAGGUUCCCGUGUAUGGACAAGAACAAGGAUAUAGACACAAACAUGGGACACAGACAUGUGAAAUAUGUGGUGGGCUAUGUGAAGUUUGUACGGUGUGACUAUGUGAAUUGUCUAUGUGAAGUAUGUAUUUGCGUGUGUGGAGAGACUAUGUAAACCGUGGUGAGCUAUGUAAAGUGUGAACUAUAUAUUUGAAUUAUGAAAAUUGUGU
Rhododendron vialii is the source of this 1844-nucleotide messenger RNA. RefSeq names its product phospholipase A1-IIgamma-like. The coding region runs from base 229 to 1425 and encodes 398 amino acids. The transcript is spliced from 2 exons. The record is from RefSeq and is a predicted model, not a curated record. Gene Ontology annotation, biological process: lipid metabolic process. Gene Ontology annotation, molecular function: glycerophospholipid phospholipase A1 activity. Lineage: Eukaryota; Viridiplantae; Streptophyta; Magnoliopsida; Ericales; Ericaceae.